GAGUGGCUUGAGACUCGUGAAUAAGUCGCUAAAAAGCGAGGAAGCUCUCAGCUGCGUCGCUGCCACUUCUACAUGGGCUCAUUUUUUCAAGCAAUGGCAACUGAUUCCAGCCAUUGGAUCUCUGUUUGACCUCCUAGAAUCGCUCACAACUCAACUGAGCAGUAGGAUCACACUUGUCAUGGUUCAUCGCAGUCGACGCCGUUGCAAGAAAAUGUCCGACUGUACGACAAACGCUUCAUUGCACUUGUACGCACGCUGCGGCCGAGCGGACGCGGCUCGAAUCCAACUCCGACAUGGCGCCGACACGGAGAUCCGCGACGUUCAGGGCCUUACACCGCUGUUAGUGGCAGCACGGUACAACCAACUGGAAGUGCUUCAAGCUCUGCUUCAACAUGGUGCACGCACAGACGCGUCCGCGCCUCUGGGUACAGAUUUUGAGUAUGGACCCGAGCUUGGUACCUGUCUCCACUUUGCGACUGAGAGCGGCCACGUACAAAUUCUUAAGUUUUUGAUAACAGCAGCAGCGCUAGAUGCAGACGAACGUACUACUGGAGCACAGGAGAUGACGCCACUUCACUUGGCUGCACGACUCGGUCGUGCAGAUAUUGUACGGUACCUGAUUGUACGACCCGAUGUAGACAUCAAUGCACUGGACGCACGCGGCAUGACAGCGCUGCACCACGCAUGCGACUAUCCCAACACCCACGACGCUGACACGACGUCGGAUUCUCCGUCGCAAUAUCUCUUUGAUGCAGCGCAUGUCGAAGUAGUGGAAGCACUAGCCGCCGCCGGCGCUAUUCUAGAUGUACGUCGCUCCAGUGACUGGGCUACACCGUUGCGGUGUGCCAUGCACCAAGGACAUUUCCUAGUGGCCAAGGCGUUGGUGGACCGAGGUGCGUACAGCGGUGUUGCCUGGUGGAUGCACAAGGUCAAGAUGUUCUUAUCCACACCAGUUAGAACGCGAGACCCAGCUCGCCAUACCCGGACAAGGAAGAAGUACUGGAAACGGCGUAUACUACGUAGAGACUCAAGUGUCUGGGACACUGAGAUCAUUGGUGACACCGAUCCCGUCGGUGCACUACGAGAUUUAGCUAACCGUCACGAGGCCGCGAUUCAUGCAGCGUGCAAGUCUCAGAACUUACGACGGCUUCGGGACGUUCUGAUGGGUCAAGGAGAUGCCUGGGUUAACUCACGAGUUUCGUCGCCUACGUUAGACGACUGUACGGGAUGGACGGCACUACAUAUCGCUGCAUCUAGCGGGUGGCAGGCUGGUCUAGUACUGCUGGUUGCACACGGGGCCAACGUGGAGUUAACAACGACUGAGAACAAGGAAUGUGGAUCUACAGCACUGCAUUUAGCAGCACACAAUGGGUAUUCGUCGUGUGUACUUACACUCUUGGAUGCUGGGGCAGACAUCAACGCUUGUGAUGACCUGGGUGAUACCCCCGUAUUGAGUGCACUUCGCCACGGACACUCGAGAGUAGUGAAGCUGCUGCUGCGUCACGGGGCUACGUGCGAGUCCCAGAACGUAGUCGAGUCUGUAGAGCCGCGAUUCGAUGGAACCGAGUCAAUAUUGGGUUCAUUUGAUCCCCGAAUGACCUCAGGUCUGCACCUCGCAGCGUUCUUCGGACUGUUAUCAGUCGUUAGAGAAUUAGUCGAGACCUCGAACCAACUCUUCGCGCUAGACGCAGUCGAUGACGACGGAGCGACACCACUAUGGCUUGCUGCACUUAUGGGCCACGUAGAGGUUGUAGACUUCCUGGCCCAACAAGGAGCCAACAUGCAUCACCACGUCGGAGGUGAUUCUGCGUCCGACUGUGCUGCUGAAUUUGGCCACCUCGAAGUCGUCGAAUACAUUUCAGCAUCGUCACCAGGUCGACAAAGGUGGGGGUGUCGAUCACUUACCCGCUUGGCGGCGCUUCACAAGACUCGUCUCGACCGACGAAAGUCCGUAUAAGAUUACAAACUGUAAGCCA
Messenger RNA from Phytophthora nicotianae INRA-310, 1976 nucleotides. RefSeq lists its product as hypothetical. The record is from RefSeq and is a predicted model, not a curated record. The transcript has a single exon. Gene Ontology annotation, molecular function: protein binding. NCBI's taxonomy places the organism in Eukaryota, Oomycota, Peronosporomycetes, Peronosporales, Peronosporaceae. Bases 179 to 1957 code for a protein of 592 amino acids.